This is a messenger RNA of Rhodamnia argentea, 1258 nucleotides long. RefSeq lists its product as uncharacterized. The record is from RefSeq and is a predicted model, not a curated record. Bases 231 to 953 code for a protein of 240 amino acids. The transcript has 3 exons. Gene Ontology annotation, biological process: phospholipid metabolic process; arachidonate secretion. Gene Ontology annotation, molecular function: A2-type glycerophospholipase activity. Lineage: Eukaryota; Viridiplantae; Streptophyta; Magnoliopsida; Myrtales; Myrtaceae.
CAGAGUCGGCACUCACCAACGAACGAAAUCCUCGUCGGAUUUUCUCCUCCUCAUCUUCAAAAGUCCACGCAACAGUCACGAACAUUCCUGCACUUCGCUUGCGAUGCUCGGGUCGUGUCUCGAGCUCUCGUCUCCCCAGUUUCCUCGCAUACGAGCAGGUCUACAGACGGUUGAUGCUAUGAUUCUGUGGUUUCGAUGCGAAAUCCCGUGAUAUUUUCAGUUCGACAGUGAUGAACUUCGAGUUCCUCAACCAUGUUCCGUGGUUCAGCAGGGUCCAUCCGGAUAAGGAUUUGGGGCCAUCCUUUGGAUCUACCACGGUCUUGAUAGAGCAACCUAAACAAAAGGGUGGUUUCAAUCUCAAGUUGUGGGGAUGGUCCAUCCUUUCCGUUUUUCCAUGGGCUCUCGAUUCCAGAGAUGGAACCAGAAUGCCUCCCACUGUAAAUAGGCAGUUGAAAAGGCGCACUCAAUCUGGUGGGAUAGUUCAAAACAGCGAUAAGGUCAUGACUGUCCGCUUCCGGCCAUAUGUUUCUAAAGUUCCGUGGCAUACAGGGCCGAGAGCAGUCCUCUCUCAGCUAUUCCCAAGAUACGGGCAUUAUUGCGGACCUAACUGGUCGAGUGGAAAGGAUGGUGGGUCUCCCCUAUGGGACCAGAGGCCAAUUGAUUGGUUGGAUUUUUGCUGCUAUUGCCAUGAUAUUGGUUACGACACCCAUGAUCAGGCGAAGCUUUUGGAGGCUGAUUUAGCAUUUCUCGAGUGCUUGGAAAAGCAACACUACAGUAUAAAAGGAAAUGCCCACGUUGCGAAUUUCUACGAGACAAUGUGCAUCACAGGUCUCAAGAACUUCUUAAUUCCGUACAGAGCGCAUCUCGUAAAGCUAACGUCUAGGCAACCUCUAAUUGAUUUUGGUUGGCUGAGCAAUGUGAGAUGGAGGAGUGGAAAUAGUCAGAAAAACUGAAAUGAGCAAGAGUUGUGUGGCCUGACAAGCAGGAUCUGUAUGGUAUCACUUAGUUGACUAGCUAGGUAAUUCAGCCCUGGAUCUUUGAAUGUAUGGUUCUGUAGUUUGUCUUUUGUAUUUGUACCGAAGCUUCUCUGAGUCGCACCUUAUAUAGUCUAUAGAUCACCAGUGGCUAUUUAAACAUGUAUUAUUUACAAUUUGACUUUCUUAAUUGUGCGUGCUUUGUACAUAAACAUCAUUUGUGCCACUGCCCCUCUGUUGCCACAUUCUGUAUCUGAACACAAUCGGUUGAGCUUGUGCACUAA